This is a messenger RNA of Hypanus sabinus (Atlantic stingray), 1243 nucleotides long. Its product is annotated as zinc finger protein 239-like. The transcript has a single exon. The record is from RefSeq and is a predicted model, not a curated record. NCBI's taxonomy places the organism in Eukaryota, Metazoa, Chordata, Chondrichthyes, Myliobatiformes, Dasyatidae. The annotation marks the transcript as partial.
ACUCGGUCAUCCUUCCCACUCAGACUGUGGGGAGGGAUUCACUCGAUCAUCUGACCAACUGGCAUGCCCGUUAUUUUGCAGAGGGUAGAUGCCAUUCAUCUGCUCAGACAGUGGCAAUGGAUUCACGCGGACAUUUCAACUGAAGGUGCAUCAGCAAGUUCACACUAGGACAAGGCCAUUCACCUAUUCUGUGUGUGAGAAGGGAUUUAAUCAGCGUUCCCACCUGUGGACACACCAGUCAGUUCACACUGGGCAGAAGUUGCUCAUCUGUUGAAUUUGUGGGGAAAGAUUCACUCGGUCAUCUGACAUAAUGGCUCAACAGCGAGUUCACACUGGGGAGAGGCCAUUCACCUGCUUGGACUGUGGGAAAGGAUUCACUCAGUCAUCAGCACUGAAGGUACACCAGCGAGUUCACACUGGGGAGCGGCCGUUCACCUGUUCGGACUGCGGGAAGGGAUUCAGUUGCUCAUUUAAACUGAAGGUACAUCAACGAGUUCACACUGGAGAGACGCCAUUCACGUGCUCAGACUGUGGGAAGCGAUUCACUCGGUCAUCUCACCUAAUGUCUCACCUGCGAGUUCACACUGGGGAGAGGCCAUUCACCUGCUCAUACCGUGGGGAAUCAUUCACUUGUUCAUCUGACCUAAUGUCUCACCAGCGAGUUCACACUGGAGAGAGGCCGUUCGCUUGCUCAGACUGUGGGAAGGGAUUCACUCAGUCAUCUCAUCUGAAGAUACAUCAGAGAGUUCACACUGGAGAGAGGCCAUUCACCUGUUCAGACUGUGGGAAAGGAUUCACUCGGUCAUCUAAACUGAAGGUACAUCAGAGAGUUCACACUGGAGAGAGGCCGUACACAUGCUCAGACUGUGGGAAAGGAUUCACACAGUCAUCCUCCCUAAUUGCACACCAGCGAGUACACACUGGAGAGCGGCCGUUCACCUGCUUGGACUGUGGGAAGAGAUUCACUCGGUCAUCCCAUCUGAAGAUACAUCAGCGAGUUCACACUGGAGAGAGGCUGUUCACCUGCUCAGACUGUGGGAAGGGAUUCACUCUGUCAUCCACCCUAAUGACACACCAGGUAGUUCACACUGGGGAGCGGCCGUUCACUUGCUUGGACUGUGGGAAGGGAUUCACUCGGUCAUCUGACCUGAAGAUACAUCAGCGAGUUCACACUGGAGAGAGGCCGUUCACCUGCUCAGACUGUGGGAAGGGAUUCACUCGGUCAUCUCAACUGCGGAGACAC